AUUAUUGAAUAUAUAAAAAAGUAUGGAUUUCAAAGUUAAAAGAAAAUCAACCAAAACUCCAGCAACAGGUAAUCAAUUCGAACUCUAUCCACAUGACUUACAAUUGUACAAAAUUCCACCGGUUGAAAACAUCACUUUACAAGAAUUUGAAACAUUAGCUCUGGAGCGUGUAAAUUUGUUAAGAACGUUGUCUACAGCUACAACUCUUCGAGGGUUGCGUUUAAAUUCAGAAGAAUUUGUGGAGUUCGUACUAAACGAUUUACGAACACAAGGUUUGAAAUAUUAUGCUAAAUUGUGUGAGAAAUCGGGUUGUGGAUCUACUAAAGCAGAUUUUGAAGCGCGAAGAAAAGAUCACAUUGCUCAUUUUAUACUCCGACUUGCUUAUUGUCGGACUGAAGAGUUGCGACGUUGGUUCAUCGCAAGGGAAUUGGAACUAUUCAAAAUGAGAUUUGCUGUCAUGAGAGGCGAAGCGGUAGAGGUAUUCUUUAAACUAAACAAUCUAUGUUACACUACUAUUUCUGAGGAUGAAAAAAACGAAGUAAUACAAAACUUAAUAGAAUCUACACCUUACUCUAAAAUAGACAAUAUGAAAUUCUAUAAAGUUAAAUUCUUUGAAGUUCUAGAUUUGGUUAAAGCAAGAAAAGUCUUUCUUAAUGGUGGAUACGCUUAUAUACCUCAUAGAGAUUUCAUAUCAGUUCUUGCAGCACAGUAUCGAACACAUUUAAAACAAAAUUUGGCCAAAGCUUGCCAUCAUCUGUGUGAAAUUGAACAAGAUGAACGACUUGUUUGUUUGUUAAAAGGCUUACAUCAAUCUUAUUCAGGUAAUGAUUAUUCUGAAACUAAAGCUGUGAUACCCAUAGAAAGCUUGGACUCUAUUUCAACCAAGUCAUUUCCUCUGUGUAUGAGGCAACUUCAUGAACAAUUAAGAAUUGCCCAUCACUUAAAACAUGGGGGCAGGUUACAGUAUGGCUUGUUCUUAAAAGGUAUUGGUGUGACACUGGAAGACUCUUUAAGGUUUUGGAGGGAAGAAUUCAUUAAGAUCAUGGAUUUGGAUAAAUUUGAAAAGCAAUAUGCUUAUAAUGUUAGAUACAAUUAUGGAAAAGAAGGAAGCAAAAGGAAUUAUUCACCAUUCAGUUGUCUGAAGAUUAUAAAUACCAAUGUUGGUCCUGGAGAUUGUCAUGGAUGUCCAUUCAGACACUGUGAUACUGGUGUUCUAAAGAAUAAACUUAUUGGCUAUGGUUUUAGUCAUCAAGUUGUUUCUGAGAUGGUGGAGUUGAGCAAGAAAACACAUUUCCAAAUUGCCUGCAGUAAAUAUUUUGAUGCCAUCCACAAUGCAGAUGUUGGUUUAGGUAUCAAUCAUCCUAAUCAGUUCUUUGAGGAGAGUCAGAAAAUAUUGAAAGGAGAAUUGAAAGUACAACCCAAGAAAGAAAAUCUUGUAAAGAAAGAUAUUGUUGACAGCAUAGAUGUUAUGGAUUUUGAUGAGCCACUGGAAUGAUCUAACACAACAGAAAUAAAACUUAUUUCAUAUUGCAAUAGUUCAUUUAUUAUUUUUGCUUAACAUACAUAG
Bombyx mandarina (wild silkworm) is the source of this 1567-nucleotide messenger RNA. Its product is annotated as DNA primase large subunit. Gene Ontology annotation, cellular component: alpha DNA polymerase:primase complex. The record is from RefSeq and is a predicted model, not a curated record. Lineage: Eukaryota; Metazoa; Arthropoda; Insecta; Lepidoptera; Bombycidae. Gene Ontology annotation, biological process: DNA replication, synthesis of primer; DNA replication initiation.